UUGGUUGGAAAAAUGAAGAGGAAACUAUCGAAAGGAAGGAAAGAUAGAAAAGAAAUAGAAAGAGUUACACCGUUCCACGUUCGGUGGGGGGUAAAAUGUGAUGUGUGAGUGAGAUAGACGAUCGUGUCAAAGAGAGAGAGAAAGAGGAAGAGAGAAAGAGUGGGAGAAAGAGUAAGAGAGAGAGAAAGAGAGAGAGAGAGGGCUCGCGAUCUCGAUUACGAGAAGCAUCGAGCGCGCCACUCGCACUUGCUCUCGAGACACCGACUCGGUAACUCCGCGCAGUGCUCCUUGUCUCUCAUUCGAUCUCUGUUUUUGUACUAUGUAAACAUCGCUGGUCUGUUUUGUCAGCACGCGUACGAGACAUUGUCGGUUUAAUAUAGUGACAUUAUUCGAAGAAUUAUUUAUCACGUGUCAUUACGAUCGUGACUUUUCGUGUUAUUACAUUUUUUUCACUGUUUCUCUCUUUCUCUCUCUCUUUUUCUCUCUUCCUCUCUCUCUCUCUCUCUCUCUUUCUCUCUCUCUCUCUCUUUGUUUUUCUUUUCGUUCGUUUAAUCGUGUCUCUUCAUUUUCCUACGAAAUAAUCCGAUUGAGCCCGAUCAAUGCCGAUCGUCUUUCCGCGAAAUGCGUGUUCCGAAAAGUGAUCGUCAACGAAUGUUAUAUUUACGUCGUAUCGAUGAGAAAAACGGUAGUGUACGAAUGAAAGAAAUCUAAUUAAAUUAAGAAGAAAUUUCUUGUCAGAGAGAGAGAGAGAGAGAGGGUGGAGGUGGAGAGGGUGGAAGAAAAGAGCUGUCAUUAUUACAAAGUGGAAAAAAAAGAAAGAAAAUCAAUUGGAGGUUAAAAUCGAUUCGACGAGGCAUAUCCAACGAGAGAGAGUGUGUGUUCAUCAAGGAACUACUUUUGUCGGAAAGAAGAGGGAGAGAGAAGGAACUACGAAAAAGCUUCGGCCCAAAUAGAAAAAUUUCUCUGUUUGUUCAACUCUUCAGCAUUCGAGUUUCAGCUUUGAGGUUGAAAAUAAUCUGUGGGACUGGGACUCUUGGAAGGUGCUUCUUGGAAAAACGUGGGAAAGGGAACGUGAUCAUCGAUGGAAGAUGGAUAACGAAUGAUAUUCAUCGUCAGAGAGACGACUAGUCCGGAAGAUGGGUAACAACGGUAGUUCCCAUCAACAGUGUCCCUCGAACGGGCUAUCUCAAGAUAUGGCACGUGGAUGGACUCAAACCUUCCCUCGAGAACUGUCGAAACACCAUUCGCAGCCGCCUGGACAUAAGGUCCUCCCAGAGCCACCCAAUCAAAGGCUCCGUGCAACCAAUAAUGGUAGUAUUAUUCACAACGGCGGGACCAUAAGUGGACGCAGACCUUCGGCGCAGACGUUGCCACACGAUCUUAAUAAGCAAGGAGUCUUUCGUAGCAGAAGUACAUCGGCGUCGAACAUUGGUGUAUCUAGAUCACGGAAGUCCGAUCAUCACUGUUGUCAUUAUCAAAGCGAUUCCCAUUGCAUGGAUAAUGAAAUGCAGGAAUUGAAAAGAUUUGGUAGCGAGCCAGACCUGAGAUAUUCGCCAACGGAACGUUGCAAUACGACUAGUAGACAACACCACGGUUUAGAACGUCGUCAUUGUACUGGUUAUUAUCCUGAAAGGGAUUCCAGAGAACGGGAGAGUCGAUACAAAGGCAAGAAAAAGUACAAAGCACCGGCACCACCUGGCAAUGUAAUGGCUGACGGUUCGUCACCUGACUCUUACAAGUGGGAACUUGGUCAGGAUAAUAGUCGUUGUAGACACGAGGAAGAAGUCCAGCCGCCACCCAGGAGGUCACGGCUUUUUAAGACUAGAGCGGAAACGAAGAGGGCACAGAUCAGUUGGAUGCCCAACUUGUCCACGCAAUCCCACCAGGAACGUAACGAGGCAACACUCGAGAACGAAAGAAGGUGGAGGAACGAACGUUCUUCUAUUAGCGAGAAUAAGAGGCCAUCCUGGCGGGAACAGGAUCAACAGCAGCAGUCACAACAGUCGCAAUCGCAACAACAACAACAGCAACAGCAACAGCAACAACAACAUGAUCGAUGGUGCAGAGACGAGUUGAGACGUUCGAAAAGAUUCGAUGGCAAAAACACACUUCAAAGGAGUAUGAGCAGUCCUGAGUUCCAGGCGGAACUGAUGCAGGUAGCUAGGAAAGUGAGGAAUAAGUUGAACUGUGGUAGGAAAUCGGCCAGUCCUCUUGAUUCCUCUAACGUUGCGUCCUUAGAACGUAAGAAUGUGGAGCCUUCUAAGAGCACGAAAGAAAAGUUGAUCAACGAGGAACAUAAAAAGACGGAAAAGAAAAACUCCAAGACGACAACCGUCGAGGAACGAACUGUCGAAGGUAUCGUCGAAGAUAGAAUCGUUUCGCGCAUGAACGAGGAGAGAAGACUUAUAGUGGAAAGAUGUAGCAGAAUGGAAAACAAGAUGAUCUCGUACGAGGAACGUAGAAAUGAUGUAGGAAGGAGCAAGGAUUGCUCAAAGGAACGAGAAGAUAAUGGAGUAGUUAAUAAGAAGAGGAACGUUGAGAGGUCGACAAAUUUCGAAGAUGAAGCUACGAAUCAAGGGAAAAAGCCAUCGAAGGAGAGGCUCGAUACGCUUGGACAUUCCAUCGAAGAUAGAUUUUCGGACAAGCAAAGAAGAGAUUUUGAGGAUUAUCAAAGAUCAAAUGAUCCAGCGAAAAAUCAAAAAUUUGAGGAUGUCGUCGAUACUGGAAGAAGCAGAUCGGAAAGUCCAAUAAGACAUCGCAGUAGAGAUAAAUUCAAUGCUCGAGGACAAGGAUCUGGUAGGGAAAGUACGCCGGAACCACAGGAACAUAAAGGAAGGGACAAAGAAAAUUCAGAUCCCAAGUGGUGUAAAAAAGAGACAAAAAUGAAUGAUAUUAAGAAUAUUGAAAAGAGAUGGUCGGAUGGUGAGAUAUUGAUAGAGAAGAAGGAUCCAAACGCCAAAGAUAAACUCACGAAAAUUUCAGAAACGAAGGAACCAGUCGAUAACUGGCACAUAUUACCACGUACAGAAAAAUCAACGCCAAAGACCUUCUAUUUUGGCAUGGAUGAGGCCUUAUCCAAAGAAUCACGAAAUAGCGUAGACCAACAAAUCCACCACAUCCAGUCGAGAUUACAAGUUAGAGAAAUCAACAGAUCGAACGAAUACACCAUGGACGACGGUGACGAAAUAAAAAGUGGACCAGAGGAUAUCUCGUUGAAACUUCGACCUACGCUUCCGAAAAAGCAAUUAGAAAUACCAAGAUUUUCUCCCUCGGCAGCAUGGAGAUUAUUAUCAGCGUUGGAAGCACCUGGACCAACAAUGAGUACAGCUAGUGAAGAAAUUCCAGUCAUGUUCGAAGAAAGGAUCGAACGUUUAUCGAGGCCACCUCCGCCAUUGAUAGCUUUGGGACCUCGAAGUUCGCACGACAAAUCAGGAGAUUCAGGUAUUUCCGGAGACGCUGGAGCUGGUAACGACGAUUCUCUAGACGUUAGUACGAUGAACAGAAUAAAGACACCGGCAACGAGACCCACGUGGACUCCUCAACAAGAUCUAGGCGAAGAAUCAAGCAGCGAUGCUGGCGUAGAUUCCCCACCUCCAAUUCCAGCACCAUUAAAAUUUACACCGAAAGCUCACGUCUUUUCUCUCUCUUUGCCACGUGAUGACAACAGGAUGUAUCUUUAUAAUCCUGAAGCAAAGGGUAAGGAAGGAUCAGCGUUCAAUUCCCUGCAAAAGUUAAAGAGAUCGAUGUCAGGAGCAUUCGGUCUCGGUCCGUUGGAUCUCGAAAGGAAACGUGCCAGCGACGUACUCGAUGACAAUUGGCUAUUGUCCAGUAGUGCACCAACCUCAUUGCAACUCAAUCAAAUUACGGACGUGACUCGAUCUUCGCCUUCUGGAUGGAAACAAGACUUUGACGAUGAGGACGUUGAUGGCGAUGACGACGACGACGAUCAAGAAGAUUCCGAGGACAGAAACGACUUCCCUGUAAUCAUGAAACCUCCAUCAUUUUCUUAUUUAGCUUCCGGUGGUCAUGUCAUGUAUUUACCAGAAGCCAAUGGUACGAUAUACCAACCACAGAAUUUGAAUUAUAAGAACAACGGUCCUAUAAAGAAACAAAAUUUUGUUAAUUCCGCAUCGAAGUAUAAAAAAAAUGUCGUGGACGAUCUAAAAAAGUCUUCUAUGAUAGAGGAAAAAUCGCGAAAGUCAAAAAACUUGAGAUCCUUCGGAGAAAGGUCUUCCUUCGCUGAGAGAGGUAUUAAUUCGCAUAAUAGAUUUUCGAAUUUUUCAAAAUCCUGCGAAAAUAUAUCCGAGAUGAAACAGAGAAGCACGUCGCCUACCGUCGAGCAAUCACAGAAUGUGCAAGACAAUAAAGAAUCAUCUUCUGAAAUCAAAGCACCAACUAAACAUAAUUCGAAAGGUAAACGAUUUACGUUUCAAUCAACCGUUAGGCAAAUCGAGAGACGUAGAUUGGCUGAGAAAUUGUCUCGCGAGGCUGAGGCUAAAGAACGUCAGAGAAAAGGAGAACUCGAAGCUAUGAGGAAAGUCGAGGAAGAGUUUCAACGGAAACGGGCAAGAGAGAAAGCGAAUAUUAGACAACAGCUUCGAUUGUAUAAUAUGGAUGAACAUCUUAGUAGUUUGCCUUCUGCUUGGGAUACGUCACAAUUGUCUCGAGCUGAUCCCGAUGGUGCACCGUCAUCAUCAGCCUCGUCACCAACAUCUGCUCCGCUUGGAACCCUAACGGCAAAUCGUAAGAAUAGCGUUAGCAGCGACGAACAUCAUAGAAAAAGAGGCGCUAGUUCUGAAUCGAAACAACAACAGAAAAGAGAGUACAAAGAUUAUCGACCGAAAUACUACGCUUGGACGCCGGAAAAUUCAUCUCAUUUAGAGUAUAAACAGACCACUGUACAUCCAAAAGUCAUUUGCGAUAUUCCAAAGAGUUCAGCGGUCUUUGUCGAUGCAAAUGUCCACGGUGGCAAAGCUACGAAUCUAAAUUCAACGCCUAGGUCUGAUAAUUACAGAAAGGAUUUCGCUCAUGGUGCCGUUGCAGCGAGGUCAUCCUUAGCCAGCAGCGAUAGUGAAUUAUCGCAACCAAAUACCAGGCCACAUUCUAGACAAACAGGAGGCAAAGGCAAACCUCUACGUUCUAGGUUUUAAAAUGAACGUAAAGUAAGUAGUUUUAACACUUCUAGUCAUCUAACAACGCUUUGAUUAAAACAAAACAAUCGGGCAUCGGGCUGUACGUGCUUCUCUACAUAAUUUACGUAUUGGGCUAGAAAGAAAGGUGCCUAUAUAUAAUAAUAAUACAUAGAUGGAUCGUAAUUCGUUGAGACAUUAAUUAAUUAUGAUGUGGCUUACACGAUUAAACGAAAUUAUGAUACUUUCUUGAAGGGAGAGGUAGAUAUAAAAUACAAAGAAAAUAUAAAUGAUGCAUGUAUAAGAAUCGAAGACAAAAAUGAAAAGAAUGAGAAAACGUUGAAUAGGUCGGCUAGCCCAGAACGAAGCGAGGAAGCCGCCAGUUCGGAGGAUGAAAGCCCAGUGGAACCAAUCAAGCAAGAACGGAAUCCCAUUAAUGGCUUUAUAUUAAACGGAGUUCAACCUUUUGUGAGGGAGAAGAGUUAUCGAC
This is a messenger RNA of Vespa crabro (European hornet), 5619 nucleotides long. RefSeq lists its product as uncharacterized. Lineage: Eukaryota; Metazoa; Arthropoda; Insecta; Hymenoptera; Vespidae. The record is from RefSeq and is a predicted model, not a curated record. The transcript has 10 exons. Bases 1137 to 5150 code for a protein of 1337 amino acids.